ACCUGCACGACAGUGGGCUUUUCUUUGCGCUGAUGUUGACAAUUAUCGCUGUGCUGGCAGCGUUCAUCAUCAUUGGGAAUUUGUUCGUCCUCUUGGCCGUUUACAAAAACUACAAUCUACGAACGCCGACGAACUAUAUCCUAACAAGUCUAGCAGUAAAUGAUAUGAUGACAAGUUUGGCUCUUGCUCUUAACUCCUACCCAGCAGCAUUCUCGCAAAAGAAGUGGUACCCUAUCAUGGCGGACUUGCUAGUGUUACCACUUUUCACUUUGUGUUCGAGUACACUCCUCCACAUUAUUGCCCUUACCGUAGACCGGUACGUCGCAGUAACAAAACCGCUUGAAUAUCCCGCAUUGGUUACUCCAAAACGCGUUGGUUACGCGAUAGCGUCCAUUUGGACCUCAAGUCUGAUUUUUCUCGUAUUACGCGGUUACAUUGACCUAAACGAAGUUCCAAAUGCCAACCGCGAAAGAGGAGAACCGCGCUAUAGCUUUGGGUUCGUAGCCUUCUGCUUGGCCGUCGAUUCAUUUUUGGUCAUUUCACUGUUCUUGAUAGUCGUCUCCAACCUCCACAUAAUGCAAAUCGCUGUCAAGCAGGCAAGAGCCAUAGCGAUUCAAACAAGCAACGGUCAAAAUAACCACGUCGCACCGGCAGCGUUGGAGCGCAGGCUCAAAGCGGUUAAGACAACUGGCAUUAUAGUCGGUGUCCUUGCAUUCUUUUGGUCUCCAUAUAUCGUGUUCUUCACUCUUCAUGUAACGCCGUUAGCGGACAAAGCAUCAAUGGUGUAUCUAAAUCUUUGUUUCCCGGUAGCAGUAGCUAUUGCUGCCGCACUCAAUCCCUUCAUAUAUCAUCAUAGAGAUAGGGAGUUCCGCAACACCUUCCUCCAAAUAUUUCGAGCUGCGUUAAACAAAUUCAAGUGCUAAAAUGUAUUCACUUCAUAUAUCAUCGCUACCAGAGAGUUUAUUAACGGUUUCCCCGGAAUAUUUCAAACUACGUCCGUUAACUUCAAGAGCCAAGAUUCAUUCCAUUCAUAUAUCAU
Strongylocentrotus purpuratus (purple sea urchin) is the source of this 1039-nucleotide messenger RNA. RefSeq names its product histamine H2 receptor-like. The transcript has a single exon. Gene Ontology annotation, biological process: G protein-coupled receptor signaling pathway. The record is from RefSeq and is a predicted model, not a curated record. The coding region runs from base 33 to 923 and encodes 296 amino acids. Gene Ontology annotation, cellular component: membrane. Lineage: Eukaryota; Metazoa; Echinodermata; Echinoidea; Camarodonta; Strongylocentrotidae. Gene Ontology annotation, molecular function: G protein-coupled receptor activity.